AUGUCCGGAAGCAUGAAGGCCAUCAAGAUCCACGGUCAGGGCAAGGCGUCGGUUGUUGACACGCCCGUUCCACAGCUGCGUCCCGGCACCGUGCUCGUCAAGCCUGUUGCCCUCGCGCUGAACCCCACCGACUGGAAGCACAUUGCGUUCGUGCCCGGCACCGAAGGCUGCACGUCGGGGUGCGACUACGCAGGCGUGGUGCAGGAGGUGGGACCGGGCGUGACGAGCAUCAAGAAGGGCGACCGCAUCGCCGGGUGGACGCAUGGCGGAAACUGCAACAACAAGGAGGACGGCUCGUUCGCCGAGUACCUGGUCGCAAAGGAGGGCAUCGAGCUCAAGAUCCCCGAGGGCGUGAGCUUCGAGGAGGCGGCGACGCUGGGCGUGGGCAUUUCCACCGUCGGCCAGGGCCUGUACCAGUCGCUCAAGCUGCCGCUCCCCAACCAGCCCGCCACUGAGCGCUUCCCCGUGCUCGUCUACGGCGGCAGCACCGCCACGGGCACCCUGGCCAUCCAGUUCGCCAAGCUCUCCGGGCUCGAGGUCGUCGCUACGUGCUCGCCGCGCAACUUCGACCUGGUCAAGUCGCUGGGCGCCGACGCCGUCUUCGACUACAACUCGCCCACAGUGGGCGCCGACAUCCGGGCGCACACGGGCAACAAGCUCUACCACGCCUUCGACUGCAUCGCCGAGGGCAACUCGGCCCAGAUCUGCGCCGACGCCCUCUCGGCCGACACGUCGGCUAAGAAGCCCGUCUACAGCGCCCUGCUGUACCUCGAGAUGCCGCGCAAGGACGUCGAGGCCAAGUACACCCUCGGCUACACCAUCUUCGGCGAGGAGGUCAACAAGCCCUUCAUUCCCAGCACCCUGCCCGCCAGCCGCGAGGACUACGAGUUUGGCUGCAUGUUCUGGCGCCUGUCCGAGCAGCUGCUGGCCCAGGGCAAGUUCAAGGUGCACACCCCGGACGUCAGGGGCGGCGGCCUGGAGGGAGUGCUCGAGGGCUUGGAGGAGCUCAAGCAGGGCAAGGUCAGCGGCAAGAAGCUGGUCUACAAGUUGUGA
This is a messenger RNA of Lasiodiplodia theobromae, 1053 nucleotides long. RefSeq names its product Zinc-binding oxidoreductase. The transcript has 2 exons. Gene Ontology annotation, molecular function: oxidoreductase activity, acting on NAD(P)H. Lineage: Eukaryota; Fungi; Ascomycota; Dothideomycetes; Botryosphaeriales; Botryosphaeriaceae. Bases 1 to 1053 code for a protein of 350 amino acids. The record is from RefSeq and is a predicted model, not a curated record.